CCUAGCGGUUCUUAGAUGAAUUAUAAUUUUGUUUUGGAAACCAAACGUAUGGCUCGUAUUUCGGUUUACUACUUUGACAAUAUACGCUUUUACUGUAUCGAUUAUGAGGAAAAAAUAGAAAUUCUUAAUUAUAUCCAAUGAAGUGAAAUGUUAUCAAGUGAAAUAAAGACUAAUUGAAUACAACUAUAUAUUUUAAAACUGAAACUAUUCAAUGAAAAGAAACAAGACCUCCAAUGAAUAAUUUUAAAGUCUCAGUUUUAUUCACUGUAAUCAACAAGAAUUGUACUGAAUCUAGAUAAUGAAACCUGGAUUGUAUUUCAGCAGUAUAUAUUUAUGUUUAGUAUUUUAUACUUUGUUUGUUCCACAUGUAGCUGAUAAUGGAAUAUCUCCAAGAAAAGAAAAAUAUCUUCCUGAUUACAAUCAUUAUCAUAAUAUGAGUCAAAUAUAUACUCACUUGAAUGAAAUUGUAGAGAGAAAUCCUCAAUAUAUUCAUUUAGAUGAUUCCUUUAAAUCAAGAGAAGGUUUUUCUCAACUCCUUUUACACAUAGCAAAUUUUUCUGACAGUAGAACAGCUUUCAUGAAUAAACCAUUCUAUAUGUUGCCGAAAGUUAAAGUUUUAUUAUCGUAUGGCGAACAUGCUCGAGAGUUCUUUCCUAUUGAAAGUCUUUUUUAUUUUCUUACUAACUUAACACAAGGUUUAUCAUCACCAAGAAAUAGUCCAGAAGAAAAUUUUAGUCGUCAUAUUUUUUCCAAAGUAGAUCUUUUUAUAGUUGCUUUAAUGAAUCCAGAUGGAAGACAUUAUGUGGAAAAAACACAAAAUUAUUGUUGGAGAGGAACCAGUACUGGUGUUGAUAUAAAUCGUAAUUUUGAUUGGAAUUAUGGAGGAGAAGGCAGUUCAGCUCAGAAAGGAACAGAAGAAUUAAGAGGUUCUCAAGCAUUUUCAGAACCAGAAUGUCAGAUCUUAAUUGAAUUGACUCGAAAACAUAAAUUUGAUGCUUUUAUAUCAUUUCAUUCAGGAAUAAGAGAAAUUUAUUUACCUUUUGCAGAUUCGGUAUCAAAGAAAAUAAAUCGCAAGCCUGAAAAUUUAAGAAAUAUGAUGGACUUAGCAAAACGUAUGUCAGAAGUAAUGACUCCUCAAUUUGCAUAUGGCCAAGCAGCUCAAAUUGUAAAUUAUCCUGCAGAUGGUACAGUAUUUGAUUAUAUGGCUGGUAUUAGAAAGAUUCCAUUUUCUUAUGCAAUUGAAUUAUGGGGUGAAGGAGACAAACCUGGAAUGCAAUGCUUUGACCUAUUUAAUCCACCAAGUGAUAUUUUGGAAGAAAGUUUGGCAAGUAUUCAUCCACUUUAUGAACAACUAUUUCAAUAUCUCAUUGAGUGGAAAGAAAGACAAGUGAAAAAUUCUUUAAAUACUGAAAAUGAAGGUCCUUCAUUAACUUUAUGCUUUAUUAUGUUGGGAAUUGUAAUUGUUAUAACAAUUUUUGCGAGCUGUAAUAGAAGACUUCCAGAAUGGAUGAGACCUUAUCCACAGCGAAGGGUUAUCAGUUUAAAAUCAUUAAGCUCAACUCUACAUGUCAGCUGAUGAUUACGAUUCAUAUGCUAUUUUAUAAUUAAUCAUACAACAAGAUAACAAAAAAGAUCUCAAUCAUUCAGAAUGGAGGAAACUCCUCCAAAACUGAUGAAGAUCUGGAGCAGAACUGGAUAUUAAUUUGAAUAUCAUGUCUGCCUCUGAUCAUAAUCACAUCAGUUGAAUGGAUCAACAUGAAGGACGCUGGAAAAUUAAAAAAUGCAGCAGAUUGAGAAAGAAGGGGAGAUCAAAAAUAAAUGCUGGCAGAAGCAUGAAAAGAAAUUGAUCAAAUUAACAGAGAAGGUAAAGAAGAUCUAAGUUAAGAAAGAACAGAAGAGAAGAUUACUCAAAAGAUAUUUUUAUCAAUGAAUUUCUUUCAUAAUAGGGAAUUGAUUUGCUAGAUUUUUGUAUCUAGUAACAAAACGAUUCUUUUCAGAACAAUUUUGUAAUGAGUAGUCCAACUGAUUUUUAGAAAAGUUUACAACAUUAGAUAAGAUAGCAUUCAAUAAUUUUCAAAGUAAAUUUUAUUUCAAUUCAAAUCAUUUUGAAUCUGAAUUUUAGAACGAUUUAAAUGAAUCAUUCGAAAAUUGAUGAAUUUGAAAUAUUAUUUAUCUCAAUGAUUUAAUGAUUUAUAAAGAAAAUUUCUUAGUUUUAACUUUUAAUUUUAUUAAUAAAUCUCUGGCAUAAUUCAAAUUGUUUCAUUGAUUUACACAAAUCAACUUUAAUUAUUCCAAUAUUUACAAUAGGCCUAGUCAUUGACUGUCCAUAAAUUAUGUCCACAUUUUUCUUGAAGUUUUUACUCCUUCCUUUGUUCCAGUUUGUUUAAGUUUCCAUAACUCCCCAUCCCUCUUCAGACAUCCAGCAAAACUCAACCCACCUUUAAAACCUCAUGAACCAUAGAUACCAUGUGUAGAAAUGAUGGAAUUACGUCCAAAUUGCUUUUAUAAGAUUGCACUCUUUCUAGUAAGUUAUAACAGUGUUUUUUUUUAUAACGCUUUUAUUUUGUAUUGAGGUAUCGUCAGAAUUGUGAGAAGAGCAGGGUAUUUUGCAGAAGUUAUCUUUCAUAAUACUUUUCAUAUGACACUUUUCCUUGGCCUUGCUUAGAUCGCUAAAAAAAAUUAAUCUUCGCACGUUUUAUAAAAUUUUUAAUAAAAUUUAGUUUACAUUUUACGGGGCUCCAGAAGGAGGAGGACACGUUCUGAGGGACAGAUCAAGAAAAAUCGUUGCUCAAUGGGAUCACAUAUCCAAAGAUAAAGAGUAAAGUUCCAGAAAGAAGGAUAGGUCGGUUUUGAUCAGCCCAUUUCGAUUGAUCCAACUCAAGUUUGUCUUGACCAGCUGCCUUUCAUUGUUUGAUCAAUAUAUGACAUCGCUUAUCUUUUCCUCAGAUGAUCUAGCCAUUCCUUCAAGUGUCCUCCGGCCCACCAGAGUCCCAAGUGGAAAAAAACCACUGAACACUGGUGGUCGUGGGCUCAUGCUUUGCCAACGGUCUGUCCACAUGGAGUUUUUGGGAUUUUCUUCACGUUAGUAACACAUUGUGAAUGUGAGAUUGUAUUCUUUGUUUAGAAGCUUAUCUUAAACUUUUUUAGUUCAUAUUUUGUUUGAAUAAAAUCAAGUUGAAAUGUCUUCCAAUGAAAAGCAUAUCAGUCAUAUUAUGCUUUGAGUUUCGAAGAGAAUAUAAUGCCAUACAAACAAUAAAAUAAAAAAAGAAAAAAGUUGUAAUGUGUAUGGGGAAGAUGCUCCCAAAUUUCGAACGUGUCAAAUGUGGUUUAAAAAAUUCCAUUUGGGAAAUGUUGAACUAAAGGAUACAAAACAUACAGGGAACCAAUUGAAGAAGAAAAAUUGUGUGAAGAAAUUGUUAAACAUAAAUUUUUUUUUUUGUUUUUUUUUCUUUUUCUUGUUUUGAAUGAGAUAUUUUAUGGAUUGACUUUAUGUAUUUUUUUUAAGUCUGAUUAGACUUGAGUGUAUUUUAAUCUACUAAAACUGAUUUAUUUAUAACUGGAGAAAUAUCUCAUUUUCUCUUACUGUUAGUUGAAAUUUAAAAAAAUAUAUUACUGUUAUUCUUUUUGAACAUAAUUGUGAAAGAGGUUAUUUUAAAGAAUUUUAAGUAAGAAGUUAGAAAAUGUAACAGUUCUAACAUCAGAAAUAGAUAGAGAGAUCAAUUUUAAU
Molecule: messenger RNA, 3727 nt
Organism: Centruroides sculpturatus (bark scorpion)
Lineage: Eukaryota; Metazoa; Arthropoda; Arachnida; Scorpiones; Buthidae
Product: zinc carboxypeptidase A 1-like
Exons: 9
Coding region: 299-1576 (425 amino acids)
Biological process (GO): proteolysis
Molecular function (GO): zinc ion binding; metallocarboxypeptidase activity
Source: RefSeq, a predicted model, not a curated record